Messenger RNA from Amphibalanus amphitrite, 2640 nucleotides. RefSeq names its product protein FAM151A-like. The record is from RefSeq and is a predicted model, not a curated record. The transcript has 3 exons. Bases 323 to 1069 code for a protein of 248 amino acids. Lineage: Eukaryota; Metazoa; Arthropoda; Thecostraca; Balanomorpha; Balanidae.
UUUACAACAGUGUGUCCUUGUGAGAUGAGUUAGCAUAGAUUGCCAUCCAUGAUCCAGGGCAAACACCUUUCAGUAACUUGAGACAAUUUUCUUUUUUAGUUUUCAUACCUGCUGCAAGCCACGCAGCACCUGACUCGUGGUGGUGACAACUGAGAUUAACAGUGGAUUAACAGUGGACUGUCUGCCGAGUGCCGGCACCGGGCGAGUGCGGGCCUCACCGCGCCCGGGAGCACUGGUGCUGCCAUCUACCGCCGCCCCACCGCGCCCGGUAGGACCGGUGCUGCCAUCUACUGCCGUACGGUACGGUCGGUAGUGGCCGGUGAUGCACAGGGCCUUCUGUGACGCGUCCGGCGACCGGCAGCGGCUCCGCUGGGCACACGCCGUUAACUGCGAGAGCCACCUGCGGGCAGCGCUGGACGACCCAGCAGUGGACGCGCUGGAGGCCGACGUCUGUACACUGCCAUCUAGCGACGGUGAACGCAAACCGUACAUCGCUCAUCCGCCGGCAGUGACGGCGGACAUAACAGCUGAGCGUUUUAUUGACAUCGUGCGGCAGUCGCACACAAAGAAAAUCGUCAAACUCGACCUCAAGUGUGAUGACGUCAUUGCCGAGGUCGUUGACCUCCUGCUGCUCUCGGGGAUAGCGGCUGUGACGCCACUGGUGCUGAACGCUGACGUCAUCAGCACCUCUGGGAAUCCAGCGCCGGUCUGCGCCGAGACCCUCCUCUCGCAUCACGCCCGCUUCGACAACGUCACCAUCCCUCCCGUCGUCUCCCUGGGCUGGUGUCCACCUAGCGGCGGCGACGCAACACUAAGUACACUCAACAUAUCACAGAUGGCAGCACUGGCGCGGGGCCGGGCGGCGACGCUGGCCGUGCGGGCUGAUGUGGCAUUGAGGUCACAGCGGCAGCUGGAGGGGCUGCUGGGUGACCUGCCCGGGUGUGGGCUCACCCUGUGGGCCCACCCGGGUGACCCCGUCUGCCCCGAGACGCUGAGGAGAUGGGUGGACAGUCUGGGAACGCGGCAGGUGUGGGUGGACGUGCCGCAGGAGAUGUUUCCCGACUCGUGAGUGAACAGCCGUCACACAUGUGACCCUCACUUAGUGCGUCACGGCCAUUUUAUUUGAAAUGUGUUGCCAAACUGGAGAAGGAUGCGGCAUCUCCCAGGAAGUGUGGCUACACUGCAUCCUUCUCUAAUGGAGUAGAAUGCGGCAGCGGUCAGAGACCAGGUGGCCAUCCAGCUGCCGAUACUCCUGCCGUCCCAGCGGGCCAUCUUCGAUCGGGUUCUGGCGGCCGUCGACGGGCGGCGUCCGCUGGCCGUGUUCGUGGACGCCGCUGGCGGCACCGGAAAGACGUACGUCUUCAACACGCUGCUGGCGGCGGUGCGCUCGCAGGGUCUGGUGGCGCUCGCCGUGGCCUUCAGUGGAAUCGCUGCCACUCUGCUGGACGGCGGGCGCGCAUACCACUCGCGUUUUAAGGCACCGCUGCAGGUGGACGCGACAUCAACGUGCGCCAUCAGCGCGCAGAGCCCGCUGGCGGAGCUCAUCCGACGGACGGCGCUCAUCAUGUGGGACGAGCCGCCCAUGGCCCAUCGUCACCACCUGGAGGCGUUCGACCGCACGCUGCGUGACUUUACUGGCAGCGAGGAGCCGUUGGGCGGAAAAGUCCCCGUGCUGGGCGGGGACUUUCGAUAUAUUUUUCCCAGUCAUCAGGUGAUUAACAGCAAUAUCAGCACGAUUCUGUUCCCGAACUCCAUGUCUACCUAUAUGUCGGUAGGUCGGAGUUUACACCCAGGUUUAGUGUUCGACGCACUUCACCGGUCGACUCAGCUUGGCUUUGCCAAUGAUGCCUUACAGUCUUUAACAUGUAGACUGUUUGCUGGUCAGUGAGUUAAGUACGCCUUGUCAGUAUUCUGUGGCGGUCGGCCUCUAACCCGAGUCGGCGGGCUCAAUGCUGACACCACCGAGCGAGCGCUGCCCCGGAGAGGCCGUCCGCCUGCUGAGCGCCGACGCUCGACAGUCUGAUGAGCAGAGGGGCCGACCCGCUGGAUAUUCAACAUGAGUAUCUAAACACCCCGUGCGCUCCCGGCUUCCCACCUCACUGUUUGAUGAUAAAGCCAGGCAUGCUACUCAUGCCGCUUUGCAAUCUGUCCUUUCCUAUGUGUUCCUGGCUUCCUGCCGCUCUCUGAACAUCGAGCCCGGGCAUUUGAACGCCCUGUGUGUAAGGAGUUUCGGGUUUCUCACCGCUCCGCCUUGAAUAUCAAAGUUCUAAGUGUGGUAUCCCACUGGUUGUUCCUUCCGGUUACUUCUGCUCACUGCGUCGCGUCUAGGUAGUCACCAAAUGAAAAUUAAAUCUGGUGGUAGUAGCAAAGACUAUGCUAUGUCGCGAUAUUUUGGCGCUAUCUCCCCCGACUCGCUUCUGACCCUCUUUGCCAUCCUUGUCAACUUUUGUCAUCCUUUUGUCAUCUUUUAUUUCCUUUUCGUACAAGCUUGAUUAGUGUGCGCUCGUUAUUCCCUUUCCCAAUCGCGUCGAGGUGUGGUGACAGCUGUGCGUUUUUCUUUCGUUCCACUGAUGUUUCUACUCGGCAAUAUGUUGUUAUUGUUGUAACGUGUGUCGUGUGUUAAUACAAUUAGUACCUGUA